Ziziphus jujuba (common jujube) is the source of this 1481-nucleotide messenger RNA. Its product is annotated as kinetochore protein SPC25 homolog. Gene Ontology annotation, cellular component: Ndc80 complex. NCBI's taxonomy places the organism in Eukaryota, Viridiplantae, Streptophyta, Magnoliopsida, Rosales, Rhamnaceae. The transcript has 8 exons. The record is from RefSeq and is a predicted model, not a curated record. Gene Ontology annotation, biological process: chromosome segregation. The coding region runs from base 110 to 1051 and encodes 313 amino acids.
AAUAAAAUGGCGGGCCGGAAAUGCAAAUCUUCAUUCAAAAUAGACUCUCUCUCUCUCUCUCUCUCUCUCUCUCUCUUUUGCUGUUAACGCUGUCUCUGUCAGUGUAGAGAUGGAGAGCAAAGCAGAGGAAUCGAUACGGACGAGAAUGGAGUCACUACGAAUGGCCUGCGACAGAGAGAUCUCGCUUCACCAGCAGAAAACCGACGCGUUCAUGGCGUCUUCCCGCGAAUCCCUGUUAGUCACACGUGCCAGAGGACAAGAAACCCUCCAAUGUCAAGGAAAGGUUUUGGAGCUUAAAGCUAAGCUGAGGGAGGCGGAGGAUGAAUUUGUGAAAGCAUUAUCAGUGAAGACCCGUAAAGAGGCUAAACGGAUGGCCUUGAUGGACUCUAUUGCUGCUAGGAAAGCUAAGGUUGAAGAACUUAAAAGAACUGUCCAAGAUCAAAGAACCAAGAGGGAUGAAUAUGCUGAACUUCUUUCUCAGCAAUCUUUAGAAUAUGAGGAAACAGGUAGCCAAAACAAUACAGAUGAAAUACAGGAAGCUAUUUCGUGGUACAAUAUGGUUCUUGGUUUCUAUAUUGAAGGUGGACAUGGUGUAAAAUUCACAUUUAAGAACAUUUCUUCAAAAAAUCCCGAUGAAGAAUUCUCCUUCACCAUUCGUCAUGCAGACAAUGCUUACACAUUGUUAGAUUGUGAUCUACAAUUAAAUGACAUCGAGGAGUUGAUUAAUGAGUUGAACAAAACCAAUGGUUUAUUCAAAUUCGUUAGAAGCAUGAGGCAGAAAUUUCGAGAAGCUGCAGCACAAGGAUUUUUUCCCCUGUCAACAAAUCUCUCUCAAGUCUCCUCCACAAUUUCUUUGUCUGCACCGGUUAUGUCAAUUUCAACUGACACAAGUGAAUCUCUGGCCAAGCAAUCUGAGAACCAAACUCAACAUGGAGAAGUUGAUAGACAUUACAAGAAGCUUAACAAUGGAAAUGCCAGUAAAGCAGCUGUUUUAUCUCCAGGAUCUGCAUCUUCUCUUCGUCGGUCUUCUCGUUUUAAGUCUAAAAAAUGAAGAUGGAGCAGAGGCUUCUGCAACACAUACUUUUGAAUAAAUGUGAAUCAUGUUCCCUAACUUUCUCAGCUAGUCAUAAUUUAUGACUCAAGAUGCUUGCCAGCUGACACAUAGGACAGGAAAGAAGUGAAACUGAUUGAAAGAGGUCAAUGGACUUUUGUAACUCCGCAAGACAUGACAGCAUCACCUUGUUGCGUGGUUGGCUUUGCUUGUGUGUACUUUUGUAUCAAAAUGAAGUAACAGCUAAUGGCAUGUAAUUACGGGUGAUAAUCCCAGAGAUGUAGAUUACUGAAUGUCGAUAUUGGAUUUUAUUUCUGGUACUUGUCUAGGGAUAAUAUCAAAUGCUGUAAUUGCAAAUAUUAUUUCUUUGCAGUUUUUAGUUUGUAUGAUGUGAUCAUGGUUUUGGCUUAUAAAUUUUUACUUUACCUUU